Odontomachus brunneus is the source of this 7652-nucleotide messenger RNA. It is a transcript of the gene fuss, whose product is annotated as SKI family transcriptional corepressor 2. The record is from RefSeq and is a predicted model, not a curated record. The transcript has 7 exons. The coding region runs from base 3861 to 5405 and encodes 514 amino acids. Gene Ontology annotation, cellular component: nucleus; transcription regulator complex. Gene Ontology annotation, molecular function: DNA-binding transcription factor activity, RNA polymerase II-specific; SMAD binding; RNA polymerase II cis-regulatory region sequence-specific DNA binding. Gene Ontology annotation, biological process: negative regulation of transcription by RNA polymerase II; negative regulation of BMP signaling pathway. Lineage: Eukaryota; Metazoa; Arthropoda; Insecta; Hymenoptera; Formicidae.
UAUUCUCCCUCCUUCCUAUCUUACUAGCUUUUCUUGCCUUUAUAUUUUUAUUUUAAUAUUUUCUUUAAUAUAAUUUCUUAUCUCCUUCUUCUCAAGCUUUCCGUAUCCCAUUUUACUCCCUUUAUCAUGAUGUUAUUUAUCCUUUUCUUUCUCUCUUUCCUCUCGUUCAGCCACUCCAAAUUUUUUAUCCACUUUUCCAGUCUUGUCGUCUCUUGCUUCCAUUUUUCUUUCUUUUUUCUUCUCUCUUGCUCUUUUUUUCUAUUAUCUCUACCAUUACUUGCUCUAUCAUUAUUUUCAUCUGUUCUUUCAUUUCCAUUCUCAUCCCUUCUAUGUCUUCUUUCACUACUUUUCUCAAUUCCUUAAUUUCUAUUAAUAUUCUUAUUCUUUCCCAUUACAUAUUUUUUCAUUGCUUUUUUAUCUUCUUUACACUUAUUCCUAUUUUCCGUCUGUUUGCUUGUCGAUAGCGCCAUCCCUCGCCUUCCACUCCAACUUCUUCCAUAUUCCCGCACUAUUUCCUUCCCAUAUCUAACCUCUUCCACUUUUCCACGUGCCUUCUUCUUUGUAUGCCUUUACCUGUUUUACUUUUCCCUUUUCUCACUUCUUCUCCACUACCUUCCUUACUGUUCUUUUGUUGUGCCUCGCCUCACUCUUUAACUCUUAUUUUCCUUUCAUUCAACUUUUCGCUUUCACUCAUCCAUGCACACGUCUCUCAGCCGGAAGUCCUCCACUUCUUAAUUUAACUUAUUAAUUUAAUUUAAUUUGACAUAUAUGUUGAACGUAUAAGCAGAUGUGAGAUGUGACAUUCAUACUGAAACGUUACAACGUCUCACAGUGAUCUAAAGCAACUAUCUCCUGGUAAUUGCGCUUUCUGUUGCAAUUUGCAUUAGCAUCGCUUAACAGCCUCGAUCACGCCUGGAUUUGAUUUAAUCCCACUCGAUACGUCGUGACGCGUCCGCGACUUAAUCCGCUAUUUAUCACCGUCAUCGGGUGGUGUGUUAGCGGCGACGUUCGACAAUCAAGGGCCGGAGGCAUUAAUAAAAUAACGCAGUCACGGAUUUCUAAGCACUCGACUGUUCACAGGGGGAGACACGAAUGGUAGUAGACAGUAGGUAUCCGAGGGUGGCGACGAUGAAACUCCUAUCGGACCUUAUGUUCGCGCAUUGUGACUUUUCGUCGGGAGACAGAAUGCAGAGAGAGAAAGAGAGAAGAGAAGCGUGCUGGUCCGACAUAAUUGGCAAGGGCGCGCGGCGAUAUUUAUUAUACGUCCCGGAACGGCAAAAAGGAAGAUCGUAAUGGCCAACUGGGGUAUAAACUGCACCGUCCUCUUUGCGGUUCGUUAAACGGAGCGCCUUCGUCGAGAAAGGGUCGAGCAGAAGAUGUCUCUAAAUCGAUCGCGAUCUUUUUCGAUAUCGUCUCCUUUAGUUACAGGGCUGUGAUAUUCAUUGCCAAUGCUGUGAAAAUCUCUAUAAUUCACAUUACGUAUACUGUAGAUUUUCAAUAGUGGCAGUGAAUAUCAGAAUUGAGAAGUAAUCUGUUACUUGUAAAUAAUAAUUUCACUUUAAAAUUAAUUACGUAUUUUAUUUUAGUAUUGCAAAAACGUAGCGAAAAAGUAACGAACUGUUAUUUUCUUAUUAACGAUAAUGGUAAUGAGUUACUUUCUAACAUUAGUAACGAGUAACGAGUUACUUUUACCAAAAGUAACUCGUUACUUUUUUUAAAUAACCUUCCCCCUCCCCGGAGAUCUCUAGUGAAUAUCGGAACGUAGCCCAGCCAAGCCGCGAUGCAGAUGAAGGUGAGUGGUCCUCCGUUAUAGAACACGAACCCGCGAAAAGCCCAGCCGGCAAAUAAAUUCCAAUUGUGGAAUGGAAGCGCCGCUAAUUUUUUAAUUGAGUUUACACGAGCUUACGUCGUUCGUUCCCGCUGGCGCGAGAAGUUACCUCUCCGGCUCGAAGGUGCACUACGUCCGAUUGUGAGCGCCGCUACCUCGCCGACUGACUGAAUGUAACGUUUGUUUGUCUUCAUUGCUGCGACGAAGUAUUCUCGGCUCGGUCGAAAGCGCCUCGCAAAUCGGUCCUAUCCCCUCGCAAAUCCGCGUUAAGCGGAUUUAAUUUGCGUCACGGGCGAACAGAGAAACGCGCGCGCCCUCUUUAAUUGUCUUGAAUGUUGCCAUUGACGUGGCACACUCCUUUGCGAUGUCGGAAAAGUACCUGUCACUUUAUGCACGUGCGCGAAAAAUGUCCUAAUAGUUGCUUCAGCGCGAUGACUAUACUGUCGGAUGUAUCCAGCAAACAAUAUACCAAGCAACAAUGGUAUUACAUUAACCUCUUCAAUGAUAAUUUAAAAUAAUCCCCUCUAGUUUAUUUUUAAUAAAUAAGCAUAUCUCUAAAGUGAUUUUCUUUUCUCGUUAUUUUUUUUAAAGAAUUUUGACAAAAAUAUAUAAAAUUUGUAACUCUCUACCACACGAGUUAAAAAAAAUACAAUGAUUUUUAGCACGAAAUUUUUUCGAGCAUGUCAGUUAAGGGAUUAAUAUCACACUUAACAUGUAAAUGUUACAUAUAAUAUAUAUUGAAGUUAUAAUAUAUCGUUGACUGGGAAAUUAUAACAUUGAUACAAUCUUAGCUCAAACAGCAUAAAUCUCUCAAAUACUUCUUAGAUACGUCCUAAAGAUAUAUCUGAAACAAAUAGGAUAUUUUUUAGACGUCUCCAAGUUGUCUCUUAGACAUUUAUGCUGUAUGGGACUGCUACUUGGUGUUAACUUGAGGUACAUAUUAUUCUGGACCCCUUAAGUUUCACAAUUUGACCGAUAAAAACGGACGAUAACGCAAAGUGAUCCGGAUAAAAUAAUGACGAUCAUUCUCUUCGACUUCGAAGCAAUGGUCAUUUCUCUGGCUUUGUUAUUCCCAGCCGGGAACUCGAACGCGUAGAACUGCGAUAUUCUGUAGUCGCGUAAGUCCAAAUCUACGCGCGCGCGUACUCUCACCCUCUUUCAUUCUCUCCCAUCCUCUUUCACCCCGUCGCUCGUUCUCUCGCUCUCUUUCCCUCGCAAUCGCUCACUCUGCCUCUCUUUCUCCCUCUCACCCUUUCUGUCUCGCUCGUGCGCGCUCGCGCGCGCGUAGGUCGAGUGCGGGUAUAAUAAUAAUGUUCGGUAAGUACGUGUUUGUAGUUACCCCUGAGGUGAGCCACCCCCGGAGAGGCAAAAGAGCCAAGCUCCGCCUUCGUCGGCAUAGGGUUGGUUGUCACGGGGAUGGGACACUCGGAGGGCGGUUCUUCGCCACCCUGCGUCCCGAUUUAGCGCUCUCGUUCACGCGGGGUGCGCUCCGGACGCCGGGUCGAAGAGAACGACGUGGAAGAGACACGUCAAGUACGGCCCGAAAACACACCCCGUGCGGAGGACGACGGCCGAGAGCUCGCACGAGAGUAACAUCAGCCCUAAACGUGUCACGCGACAGUGGGUCACGGCAGUGUUAGACGAGCACUGCUUCGUCGGGGCGCGCACAACUUCAACAUCGUCGUGCCGUAAUUAAGAUCGUUUAAACGCUCUUAGCUAAAAAGGUCCAAGUAACGCUUUGUAAACAAGCGAGUCAUCGUCGCGUUCGAAGACACGAGUUGCGUUGCAGUUGAAGAGACGCGAGUCUUCGCCGUGACAGAAGAAAAGGCUCGAAGAAACGAGUUUCCUAGUAUCCGAGAAGAAACAAGUGCUCAUCAUAAACGGACAGUCGGAGGGAAACGAGUCGUAGCUGAAGGUAACGAUCUGUUCUUGAAGAAGGGAUCCUGGAUCAUCCCCCAAGGAUCGUGACUCGAUUUUGUGAAAGAGGUCGACGACCCGCCCGGUCAACCGGCACCCGGACCGUGUCUUCAGGAUGGACGGGCCGGCGGUGUUAUCGAUGCCGCCGUUGACCGCCUCGCAGAAACCGGCACAGUCGCCGCAGCCUCAACCGCACCCGAAGCAGAAUCAGGAGUUGCAGGUGGGAACUGUGUCGCUCUACGGAAUCCACAUCGUGUCGCUGGUGAUCGAAGGCCAGGAACGGCUCUGCCUGGCGCAGAUCAGCAACACCCUGCUGAAGCAGUUCAGCUACAACGAGAUCCACAAUCGCCGGGUGGCGUUGGGCAUCACCUGCGUGCAGUGCACGCCGGUGCAGCUGGAGAUACUCCGUCGGGCGGGCGCGAUGCCGGUGUCGUCGCGUAGGUGCGGUAUGAUCACUCGCAGGGAGGCUGAACGCCUCUGCAAGUCCUUCCUCGGCGACAACGCGCCGCCCAGAUUGCCGGAAGACUUUGCGUUCUCCGUUCAUCAUGAGUGCGCCUGGGGCUGUCGCGGCGCGUUCCUGCCCGCCCGUUACAACAGCUCGCGAGCCAAGUGCAUCAAGUGCACGUACUGCGGCCUGUUCUUCUCACCGAACAAGUUCAUCUUCCAUUCGCACCGGCUCAGCCCGUCGGAUAAGUACGUGCAGCCGGACGCAGCAAACUUCAACUCCUGGCGCCGACACAUGAAGUUGUCCGGCACUCCGCCGGACGAGGUGGUGCACGCCUGGGAGGACGUCAAGGCGAUGUUCAACGGCGGCACCAGAAAGCGGCUGUUGGGCAACACGAGCGCCCGCGAGUCGCCGAGCCCGGCGAAACAGCCCAGGUCUUCGCCGAACACUGCUGCGCAGAUUUCCACUUUGGUGCCCACACCGGCGCAUCCGCGGGUGCCGCCGUUCCCGGAACUACCGUUGCCGUUGUCCAGGAGUCUCGUCAUGGACUAUGUAUGGCAUCAACAUCAGCAGGCGGCGGCGGUCGCCGCGGCCAAAACGCCCGGCUUUGCCUUCCCGCCCUACGCUCUUCCUUGGCUGGCCAAGAGGGGUCCCGUCUUGUUUCCUGGGCCACUGCCGCCGCCGAUAAGUGGCUCAAGUCCCACGGAACCUUUGAUUCCAACCGUGAACCCGCCGUUACAUCAAUCGGCGUUCCGUCCGGUAAUCCGCGGACCACCCAUCGUCGAGCAACUGAUGCCGGAGCGAGCGACGGACGCCGGCAAAGAGGAGAACUCCGACGAUGAGGUCGACAUCGAGACGACGGAGGACGACCCGGUGACGCCGCUUAACGCGAGUCUUCAGAAUCUCCACUCGGCCUCGAAUUCUAUGAGCAGCCACAGCGGACGGAGUACGUCGCCGCAGUGCUGGAGUCCGCCACGAGAGACGGAACGGGAGGCGGAGAAGAUCGCGGAGGAAACCGCGGCUCUGCGCGACGUGAAGACAGAAUUGCCGCCGGCGAGGAGUCCAGAGAGCUGGCACAGCAACCCUUACUAUCGACAUCUCAGUGUUCUCAAGGGAAACGAGCCGGCGGCGGAAAGGGCGGGUUCCGACUGCUCGGCUUGCCGUCCACGUAUGUUUUACGGCCAAGUCCACAGUCCGUCCGCGCCGACCAAUUAAUCGAGCUGGCUGGAUUAAUCGACAUCAUGCAGCAGCAGCGCAUGAGGAGGACACAUUUAAUCCGUACCGUUCCGUAAGCUUCCGUAAGCGAUACGUCCGUUGCCUUAAAGCGCAUUCGUCGAUCUUUCUUUACGAAUUUAAGGCUUCAGCGCAACGAUGCUCUUGCCUCGGUGUCUUAAGGGCCUGAGAAAGUUAGCCCUCGAACCUGGGCGACGCUUCUUUCGAGCAAUCAAAUGUAAAUUCAUUUAGCCGAUUAAUCGAUCGAAGCUUAAACCGGCUCGAGUCAAUUGAAUCUGAUAUAUAACCGACUUAAGCCUCCAAUAUAUGAAAUAUUUUCUUCCUCAAUAUUAGGUUGUCGAAUUUUCAAAUUUAUUUUCUUCAGCUGUGUUAAGAGAGUACGUUAACUCGCUGUUACACUGAACCUCCGAUUUAUAACUCGCUUCACGUUCACGCGGUAUCGCUGAGAUCGUGGGCCCGAUCCGUAGUUGCGAAGGCCAGAUCCGCCAAAAUGUUGGUAGCGAACGUUAGGAAAUGUUUUGUCCCGGGCGUUCGCGACACCAGCGAGAAGCGAACGUCAAUUUUGUCGGAUCGUCGAGCGGUAGGUUUCACCUCGGGUAAUGAGUUUUUGCCGGCAGGACAAUUCUCGUUCUAGCGAACGCGUCUUGUCCUUUUCAUGCGAGCAAGCGAGCGAGUGAGCGAAUCGAUGAGCUCGAAUCGAGAAGCUCGCGAGUAUUCGUCGAGGAUGUAGAGCGGCUAGGACAACGCUCGCCGGAGAAGAUGUCAUUACGUCGGCGAAGCGAAGGAGAGGAGGUCACGUCGAUAUUUGCGUCGAUUCCGGAGGUGCUGCGGAGCGAAUUCGCUCAUCUGGUUCCGCAUUACGUCGAUUGUCGUGAUUUCCCAGCGAGUACUCACGGUACACAACGAGCGCACUUACGCGACGGACGAGCGCGAAUAAACGAAGACGUUCGUUGCGAUCUCGCGGAAACACACCGUCUGAGAUUUAAUUCCGCGCGUUCGACUGUUUCUUCCGCGACGAGGGAGAAGACGGGAGACUGUAUUCCGGCUUCUGUGAACACAUCACGUUUGGCGAUUCUGGUGUCCUUGAGCCGGUCCUACGCGAUACGUGAGGCAAUACAUUGGCCCGCAGUUUGAGGAAUACAUUGACCGCGAAUACUAUGCCAAUAUAAAGCUUGAUAACAUAGCAAAGUUUAAUACGUUGACUGCUACGGCAAUUUUCAGGAUUCCGAUCUCAGAAGCCAAUUUGAUUUAAUCAUAUGGACAGACCAUGAAAGAACUGCGAGAUAAAUCGUAGUUCGCGCUCUAGCCAAGAAGGCCAACUACGAUUUACCUCGCAGUCAACGUGUUAAUAACAUAAGCAAAGAACAGCUACAGAAUUCAAACACGGUAAAUGUCAACAUAACCGGUCAUGAUCAUUGGCCAAUAUCGAUAUACACUUGCCGUAUCGCGUGAUGCCGGCUUGAACCCUUUCCACAGUCCGGAUUCUAUUAGAUAUGUAUCACCACGAAGUGUGUUGCUGUACACAAGAAAGAGCGAGCACAUUUGUUGUUCUCUUUCUUCUCUCUGUUUCGUUUGUAGCACUUUCUCGAGUGCAGGAAUAGCAACGUCAAGUAGCACACGAGUGCUGCUCGAGGGAUGCUUGGAAUGCGGGAGUUCUAUCUCCUGAUAAACCAGGUCAGCGCGAAAAGAAACGUGGGAAAUAUGUCAGUCGGUGAGGGUGAAAUGGAGAGGGUUAAUGCGACUAACGAGACUCACGUCGUGCUUGCGAGCACGACAUCCAGAUAUCUAUUCGCGGUGAAUCGUGCACUCGUGAUAGUUGGUGCACCAUGAGCGAUGCAACCAACAUGCGUCCGUGACGAGCUCGAUAUAUUGUGAGCCAACUCGCAACGAUUUACUGCGAUUUCGCCAAGAGACUCGGUCGCGACGCUGCCGCCGUCGCGGUCGCCGCGAUCGAGAGCAGUCGGUGUAGCUUAGGAUCGACGAUUAUUUGUCGCAAGGACGAUAUUACACAGUGCAAUUAUACUUAAUUAUGUCGAAUUAUGCGGAGACGACGACGACGAGCCGGACAGGACGAGGGGAUCCUUCGCGCGCCUCAUCGAGUACUGCCGCAGCUGUAAGUACCGUCGCUAGUAGAGUAACGACACCAAAUUGCAUCAUACUGAACAUACUUGUAGACGACAGCGUGUGUGAAAAACCACGAGUGUAAUCCAAGUUCUAAUAAAAUCUUGA